Silurus meridionalis is the source of this 2699-nucleotide messenger RNA. It is a transcript of the gene evc, whose product is annotated as ellis-van Creveld syndrome protein homolog. The record is from RefSeq and is a predicted model, not a curated record. NCBI's taxonomy places the organism in Eukaryota, Metazoa, Chordata, Actinopteri, Siluriformes, Siluridae. Gene Ontology annotation, biological process: smoothened signaling pathway. The transcript is spliced from 21 exons. The coding region runs from base 140 to 2641 and encodes 833 amino acids.
GCUAGCCUGAGAAAGGCCGGAAGUCCUAUUGGUCACAAUCGGACUCCGUUUGUGUGAUGAAAAAGUGAAAUCCCCAAAUCUCUGCGCGCUCGAUCAUGUUGGUUUUUAACCAAGCUGGACUACAUUUACGCGCAGGAGGAUGGAGUGCUCGGACGACAUGCUGCUCCAGCAAGCAGAGUGUGUGUCUCUUCACUCGGGUGUGUUGUUAGGAAGUGUGUGUUCCGGACUGCUGCUGGGAAUGAUCGCCGCCAUACUUAUACACGUACUCCUCUUCAAACCCUACUGCCUGUCUGCAAAGUCCAAAGGUGACCCGUGGAGCCUUAUGGAUGUGGAUGAGAGAGACGAUGAAAUACAGCAGGGUGGCAUGGGAUGGAACACGGAGCCUGUUGAAACAGUGAGCCACUCGGACAGUCCUGUAAUCAACGACGUCAGUGCGUUUGCACUGAAGGCGAGGGUGGUCUAUCCUAUUAAUCAGAGAUACAGACCACUAGCAGACGGAGCUUCGGAUCCCUCCCCACACGGCUCCUCCACCUCGUCUUCCGAUUGGCCGGAUGAGAGCGGAGAUGAGCAUGAAGGCGAGAGCGUUUCGUCGGGUCCCGUCCGCAAAACGUUUGCGAACCUGACGUUCAGGAGAGCGCAACACUACACACACACACUGUCCUAUUCUGACGACGAGAGAAGACCUAGUCUGUUGUGUGUAACGCUGCAGAACCUUCAUCGAGAUAUGGCUCUUUUACAAAAGGAACAGUGGGGAAUUUUUAUCCGGAUUGUACAAGUUCUGUUCAGCACAGACCAUCGACUCAUACAGCAGCAGGAGAAGGAAUUCGAGAAGCUGAAAAGGAAACCGUCUCCUGGACUGGACGGGUCCAAAAUGGGGGCGGAGCCAAUGUGUUCCAUGGAAGAAGUGGAAACAGCAGGAAGAGAGAACCUGGAACACACACUAAAUACGGCUCUGAGUUUUGCAAAACAGUUGGAACGACUUUGUCAACAUUGCCAUAGCAGCAAGUUGAAUGAAGGCACACAGGAAGUGACACGUACACUCGUCAACUGCCUGUUGCUGGUGGAAAAACAGCUGAAAACCAUUCAUUCCAAUAUCAUUCAGACACUGUGGGACAGACAGCAGUGGUGGGAGGAGUUAUCUGGCUGGCUCAGAAUUAGGACUGCUUUAAUGAGCCAGGAGGCGGAACAUAUAAUGCAGCUCACCAGCCAAUCAGUGGAGGAGCUGACGGCUGACGGACAGUUGGAGUUUGAUCACAUGGAGAAGCUGAUCAGCGAGCUUCAGAGCGCGAUGAGUAAUGAGCUGCAGCGUUUCACUGAACAGGUCAGAGAUCACACCGUGCAGCUGGUCAGUGAUCACUGUAAGAAGACUGAUGUGAGGCUGAGGAAGAUGCUAAAGACUCAGAACAAAGAGGGUCACAAGAUCCAAACACAUGAUCAUCAAAACGCUCAGGAGGUCGCCAAGCUGAUUGCAGAGCUGGCAUUACAGCACUGGACCCAGAGACAAGAGUUUGAGCUACAGCAAGACAGGAGGGUAUCCGAUGCUGUGUGUGAGCUUUGGAAUAAUUCGUUGGGUUGUUGUUCAAAAAGUGUCCGGACGCUGUGGCGAGAUUGUGUCGUGAGCAUGCUCACUAAAAGCUCCGCCCUUUCCGAGGAACACAGCUGCACGCUUUUGAACAGCAUGGAACUUAAUUUGAGCAAUCAGAUGCAGCAGAAGGAAAGCCACGCCGACCGACAGCUACAGAUGCUUAGAGAACAGCUAGAGCAAAGCAAGCAGGUUUGGGCUGAACAGGAAGCAUUAGCUACUGCCGCACUUAAUCACUUUGGCAACCAGAACAUGAAGGUCACUGUAGCGGUAAUUAGUAAACAGAAAGACCUAAGGGACAGUGUUGCGGUGAUUGGAGGAAAACAGCGCCUCCUGCUGUCAGACCUCCAGAACCACUUAACAACUCAACACUUCUAUAACACGACACUGAAAGAGAUGACGACUACACGGCUCUCAGACUCAGACACACAGAGUCUCCAUCAGGAGCUCCUUUUGGACCUCGAAGCAGCCUCGGAACUCCUCCGUAACCACGGGCAGUAUCUGAUCGGCCACGCCCUCGCCCACAAUGUUCGACUGCGAUCGAUCACUUCGGUAGCGUCUGACAAGACAACGGCUGAUGAUGGACAGAAGGAUCAGCUUAUGAAGGCACUGUGUGACGGCGUGUGCGCUUCGCGCGACUCCGUUUCCACUCUCGUGAUGAACUACUACUCUCAUCUUCAAACAGUCGUCAUGGCAACGCAGCUCCGCCCAUCGCAACAACACUCACAGUUGAGAGAGAGAUGGCAGAAGACAGCAGAGUGUGUGAGAUCUCUACAGAGGGAGCUCAACCACUGGGCAAGGAAACCACAUUCAGCUGAAUUCUACAGGAGAGUUGAGCAACAAAAGCAACGUUUUCUCCUGCACUGUGAGGAAGAGUGUGUGUGUGACAGGGUAGACCUUCAACACCAAACACAAACCAUCAGUCAGGAGCUCCAGAAAGAAGAGGAGAGCUUCCUGUCUCGACUUUCUGCUCUAACAAGUUCCUGUCACAAAAACACAAACGAACAGAAAUGCAGAUUGAUGAACAGAAAGGCCCAGGAAGAGAUGCUGCAAUCUUAACCAAUGUUUUAACUUUUUUUAAUAAAACCUUUUUAAAAAACCUUCUGUUUUUCUUCUA